AUGGGUUCUUUGCGGGCAGCCGACGGGCGGGCUCUUCCCGCCCGUCGGCUGCGGGCUCUACAACCGCGGACGGGUUUUGUCAAGGUCUAUCACAAAAGCACAUCUAAUGAGGCAGUGAAAUUAGAUGGAACUGCCCGCGCAGGGGAUGGAUAG
Molecule: messenger RNA, 153 nt
Organism: Aspergillus tanneri
Lineage: Eukaryota; Fungi; Ascomycota; Eurotiomycetes; Eurotiales; Aspergillaceae
Exons: 2
Coding region: 1-153 (50 amino acids)
Source: RefSeq, a predicted model, not a curated record